AUGGGGCUAUUCAAGCGCAAAGAUUCAAAGAACUCAAUUCAAAUCGAGGAAAACGACUCCUUCGUAACGGUCAACAGCGCUCGCACAUCAAAUACAUCCCUGAGAUCUCCAGGAUAUAAGGGAAGUGGCCCACCAGCCUCAAUUCCAGAACUCCCUAUCGCCAGACCACCAGACCCAGCACUAGACCCAGCCGCAUACCUACGAAGCAUCCAUGCCGUGCGCGAACGCUCCAACAUCGUCCUAGAAAAGGCGAAAAGAAAUCAACUCAACCAUUUCGAUGUCGACAUGACCAAAUUCGAAGCUACAGCAUCCUACGUCGUCUCAAUUAUCAAGCGAGAUUAUGCGCCAGAUUAUGAGAAUAUCCCGCCGCAUGGUCGCUGGCAGCAUUUCGACGUCGGUGGCAGACCGCGUAUCAACCAGCUUCUCCAGUCCUGGCCCAGUCGCAUUGAUGCGCAGGAGCGAACACGCCGUUUGAUUGAUUUGUUUGUCGUAUCUGUUCUGCUUGAUGCGGGCGCGGGCAAUAAGUGGUCGUAUCGCUCGAAGGAGUCUGGCAAGGUCUUUGCGCGCAGUGAGGGCUUGGCGGUGGCGAGUCUGGAGAUGUUCAAGUCUGGCCUUUUCAGUAGUGAUCCUACGGAGCCGUGUCAGGUGGAUGGCGCGGGACUGAAAAAGGUUACGGCCGAGGUGCUUGCUAAGGGCAUGCAACAUUCUGACCAAAAUCCAUUGGCGGGGAUUGAAGGCCGCACCGGGUUGUUGGUACGGCUUUCUGAUGCACUUAAUAAUCAAGACUUCUUCGGUGUGGAUGCUAGGCCUGGAAAUAUGCUAGAUUAUCUGCUCGGCCAUCCAUCAACCCUUGCUUCUUCAGUACCUAUUGUUCCGAUUACCACUUUGUGGUCCGUGCUCAUGGAUGGCUUCUCUCCCAUCUGGCCCCCGUCACGAACACAGAUUGACGGAGUAUCCAUUGGAGAUGCGUGGAAGUGCUCGAGUCUCCCCAGGUCUCCACCUGCACAGCAGUGGGAGAAUAUCGUUCCAUUCCACAAGCUGACACAAUGGCUAUGCUACUCGAUCAUGGUUCCAAUGUCGAAACUGAUGCUGAUCCACUUCGCCGGGAGCGACCUUCUAACAGGCCUUCCCGAAUAUCGAAACGGAGGUCUUCUUAUCGACAUGGGACUCUUGACUCUGAAACCGGAAGAUAUGCAGCGUGGAAUCGAUGCAUAUAAAGAGAAUGCUCAGAUCAAGGGUCAGCCCAGUGUGGAAGUUGCGCCGCUGUUCUGCGCUGAAGACGAUGUAAUUGUCGAAUGGCGAGCUGCUACUGUCGGAUUUCUGGAUGAUCUCUUAGAGGAGGUUAAUUCUCAGCUGGGGCUUAAGAACUCCGAAGAGCAGCUAUCACUAGCGCAAAUGCUAGAGGCUGGCACUUGGAAGGGUGGUCGCGAGAUUGCGGAAGUUUCGAGACCAAACACCAAGGAACCACCUAUCAUGAUACGAUCCGACGGCACUGUCUUCUAA
Penicillium vulpinum is the source of this 1503-nucleotide messenger RNA. RefSeq names its product URC4/urg3 family protein. The record is from RefSeq and is a predicted model, not a curated record. Bases 1 to 1503 code for a protein of 500 amino acids. Lineage: Eukaryota; Fungi; Ascomycota; Eurotiomycetes; Eurotiales; Aspergillaceae. The transcript has 4 exons.